AUGUCAAAAAUGGAGAGAUUCGGACGCGCAGAGGAACUCUCCGUGUGCUGUCGCAAUUAUGUACGUUCGGAAGCGGAACCAAUCGUAUUUCAUGUCCAUGGACUGGCGCUGUUCACGCCCUGGAUUUUGCAAGGGUCUUUCAUUAAAGUGAUCAGAUAUGCCUGUUCGAACAGGACAUUGUUCGAAACAUUGCUGUGGGACGCGAUUGAUCAACUCACCAUCAAAGAUCCAACAUUCGCAGACCACAUAAGGGGAUUCGAAGACCAGAGAACCAAUGACCGGGAAUUCGCGAUCGAAGCACAAGCCGAUCAAGCCAACACACAAGUUCAAGUUCCAUUUCCAUGGGAAUGCGCGGUUCCUACCGGUUGGUCGAGACUUAGGAUUUGUAAGAAUGGACCAAUAUUACAGCGUGAAGAAGUCGUGUUAUUUAUGCCCGAUCUGGCUUUUCAUAAAAGAUGUAUGCUGGUCUAG
Molecule: messenger RNA, 471 nt
Organism: Truncatella angustata
Lineage: Eukaryota; Fungi; Ascomycota; Sordariomycetes; Amphisphaeriales; Sporocadaceae
Exons: 1
Coding region: 1-471 (156 amino acids)
Source: RefSeq, a predicted model, not a curated record